AUGUCGCUAUCCGAGGGAAUGUACAAUUCGACGCUCACUGGGGAUCUCAGCCACCGCAAUCCCAUGGCCGGCAGAUUCAGGAUGGAGUGGAGAGCACCUUCCGUCAUGUCAAUGGCCAUCCUCAUCCUCACAGUCCUACUCGGCUUCCCGGGCAACGGAACCGUUAUCUGGGUGACGGGCUUCAAAAUGAAGAGCAAGGCCCACACUGUGUGCUUCCUGAAUCUGGCUGCGGCUGACCUGAUGUUUUGCCUGUGUCUCCCCUUGUACAUGUUCUACCUUUCCGUGCUCCACUCUGGGGACAAUGGCAAUACCCUUUAUACCCUUGCGUCAUUGUUUGCACCAAUUCUGCUUCUAAACGCUUUAGCCAGCGUAUAUCUGUUAUGUCUGAUCAGCAUCUAUCGCUGUCUGGCUGUUACACGGCCCAUCUGGUUCCAGCAACAUCUGAAACUCGCAUGGGUACGUGUGACCUGCUUCGUGGUCUGGGUGAUAGCCACUGUCAAGAGCCUGCUUGUAAACUUCCUUCAGCGUCGUUUUUAUGCUGUGCGGAUUUUCGCUGCCUUCAGCUUCGCUCUCCCCUUUGUGAUUAUGAUCAGUUGCUACGCCGUCGUUGGCUGGAGGUUGAACGGGGAGGGGUUCACUAAGCCCAGGAAGCCCAUACGCCUGAUCGUGAUCGCGGUCGCCGCCUUUGUAAUCUGCUGGCUCCCCCUCAUAAUCUGCAUCAUCGCACGAAUCCCAUUUGAACGUUGGGACUGGAAGAUGUUCAUUCAAGCCCUGGCCUCAUUCAACAGCGCCCUCAACCCAAUUAUCUACGUUUUCGCCGGCAGCGACUUCCGUCAGGUCUUCAAGCGCUCCCUGCUUGCCUCGCUCCAGCUGGCCUUCACCGAGCAUGAGCGUCAGGAUGAGAUCCAGAACCGCAAUCCCACCUCCAACAGGAAUGUCUGA
Hypanus sabinus (Atlantic stingray) is the source of this 942-nucleotide messenger RNA. RefSeq names its product C3a anaphylatoxin chemotactic receptor-like. Lineage: Eukaryota; Metazoa; Chordata; Chondrichthyes; Myliobatiformes; Dasyatidae. Gene Ontology annotation, biological process: positive regulation of cytosolic calcium ion concentration; inflammatory response; complement receptor mediated signaling pathway. Gene Ontology annotation, molecular function: G protein-coupled receptor activity; complement receptor activity. The transcript has a single exon. The coding region runs from base 1 to 942 and encodes 313 amino acids. The record is from RefSeq and is a predicted model, not a curated record. Gene Ontology annotation, cellular component: plasma membrane.